This is a messenger RNA of Acanthosepion pharaonis, 543 nucleotides long. Lineage: Eukaryota; Metazoa; Mollusca; Cephalopoda; Sepiida; Sepiidae. The record is from the annotation of a GenBank genome assembly.
AUGCGUCAGUAUCAAGCUAUCCAUAUGAAGUUUAUCUAUCUGGGUACGCUGACCAAGUUGCUUACUUAUUUGCACACCGCGAAUAAAUAUCUAUCUAUCUAUCGAUUUCCUGUCAAAUUCCCCUAUCAUUUUCCGAGUGUGCCUACCCGGAAGCUAAUAUACGUAUCCGUAUGUUCUUAUUGGAAUGCAUUUCAAGUCGUAAGAUUUCCUGCCCCUUCUUUACCUUCCGUUCACUUCCCUUCUAACCCCUUUCUUCUUUCUCCUUCCUCUCUCUCUUUCUCUGUCUCUCUCUCUCUCUCUCGCUGUUUUCUGAUCUCACCUUUAUCCUCCCUCCUCUCUCUCUAUGUGUUCCCACCUCUUUACCUUCAUCACUCACUAUCCUUCCUCAUACUCUCUGUUCGCCAUCACUCCUCCUCACCCUUCGCCCACCCCCUCGCAUUGUGUGUGACCAUAUCUCAUUUUCUCCCUCCCUCACCCUCUCUAUGUUCUGUUCUGUGUCUAACGAUGGAGAGACUAUCUAUUUAUCUAAUACUGAAAUUCUAA